Molecule: messenger RNA, 1204 nt
Organism: Morus notabilis
Lineage: Eukaryota; Viridiplantae; Streptophyta; Magnoliopsida; Rosales; Moraceae
Exons: 3
Coding region: 245-1138 (297 amino acids)
Source: RefSeq, a predicted model, not a curated record
UGUACCACCAUGCAGGGCGACACGUAAACCCGACAAGCUCAUCUCUUUUUCUCUUUCUUUAUUAUUAUUAUUAUUAUUAUUUUCGCCCCACAAAAAAGGGACUCAUCAAUCUUUUCCUUCUUGACCAAUUCUCUCUGAAAUGAAACUCAAGAGAACAAAUCAUAUAAUAUAUAACGUAACAGAUCUCAAACCAAAACACAGUACUCUAAGUUCCUCUACAUACAUACAUAUACAUUAUAUAUAAAUGGUGAAGCUAGCGUCGGCUCGCGAUGCACGGGUGUACGGACCCCGGGGGUCUCGGAACCGAGGGGAAUACAUAAACGCGGGGCUGUAUCUGUUCGCGACGGUGGUGCUUCUGGGUGGGUUUGUGGCUCUGUUCUCGAGAGAGGCAAAGUCGAGCCUUGUGGUGCUGAUGAUGGCGCUGCUGCUGAUAUUGGCCGCCAACGUCCACGACCUGGUGGCUCAUCUGGCUGCCUACGAUUAUCGAUUGGGUUUGAUGGAGUACGAUUUGCAGCUCGUUCUCGUCGAGUUUGCCGUUCCUUUGCUUCAGGCCUUGGGCUCUCUUCUUUCCUUCUUGGGCAUUCUUUUUCUCUUUAUCCAGGAAGAGAAAGGUUAUGGGUACUCCAAGUUAGAGAAGCACACGCUGAACAUGCUCAUUGCCGGCCCUGUCCUAUGGCUAAUCGGUUCGAUCUACAACUCGUGCCAAAUAUACGAGAGAGCCGAUAGCCAUCUCCAAAUCUUGCAGCAGAGUGUCCACAUUCCUUUCUUGAUGGCCAGCGUUCUCUUCAUGACAGCCGCAAUCCUCAACCGCCGCGAGCAAGCCGGAGUUGAUCACCAUGGCUUAGAAUUAGUGGGUAUGACAUGGAUCUGGCUAGGCAUAUUUGGGAGCCUAUGUUUAGUGUUUGGGGGGUUCAUGAACGUGGUCAAAGUGUUCAAGAUGCAACAAGUUGAUGGUCUAAGGCUAGAGAAACUGAGAGGAGGAGCUCCAGAGAGACUUAUCCAAGCAAGGGAAGGGCAGAUCCCUUUCCUUCUUGAAAAUCACAGGAGGAGGAGGCAAUCAGCUGAGGAGGAAGUCAAAGUAUUGCCUGCCUCAACUACUCCUUACAAGGAUGUUCUUGUUGGUCAGUCUCAACCAUGAUUUCUGAUGUGUGUAUCUAUCUAUAUAUAUAUAUAUAGGUACCGGUUUGAGUCUUUUAAUACUUUG